Molecule: messenger RNA, 298 nt
Organism: Ambispora leptoticha
Lineage: Eukaryota; Fungi; Glomeromycota; Glomeromycetes; Archaeosporales; Ambisporaceae
Source: the annotation of a GenBank genome assembly
CACUAAUCCAAAUAAAACCCGCCUUUAUCAAUAUGCCAUCGAACAUAAAAUGGAUCCUGAAAAAUUUUCGAUCGUUACUGAGGCUGAGAAAAAUAGAUGGGAUGGAGAAUGUUUUCGUGAGGACUUGGAGAGGGAUAUACGGUUCUAUCGUGGUGGAAUAGAAAGGAAGGAAGAUACUAGAAAAUACCAUAAAUUUUUAACAGAUCGGGAUAGGCUAGUCGGUGAAGAAUUAUUACGUCGCGGUAUAAUAAAAAGCGGAUUAAGUACUGCAUGGCUUGAUGAUCUUAUGGAAGAAUGA